Molecule: messenger RNA, 1852 nt
Organism: Ceratitis capitata (Mediterranean fruit fly)
Lineage: Eukaryota; Metazoa; Arthropoda; Insecta; Diptera; Tephritidae
Gene: pall
Exons: 4
Coding region: 203-1492 (429 amino acids)
Biological process (GO): protein polyubiquitination
Molecular function (GO): protein binding
Source: RefSeq, a predicted model, not a curated record
GUAUCCUCAUGUAAACUUAGACUUAUUGUGCUUUUUCUGCAACUUUGUUGUUUUGAUUUCAUCUUUAUUCCAUCCGCUACUUUUUCAUUCUGACCGCUAUUUUUUAUUUCGCAUAAAACCUUCUAGACCAGCAAAAAUCAAAGUGGUAAAAAAUCGUUAAAAUUUUAUAUUCUUCUGCUUUUAAAUAGAAAGAAUUAUUAAGAUGAAUUUAAUAGAAUUACCAGACUGUAUGCUUAUGGUAAUAUAUGAGUAUCUUACCUAUGAGGAGGUAUCAAAAAAUAGAUUGGUAUGCAGAAGGAUAAAUUUAGUUUGUCAACAAGUAUUAAAUGGAGGCUUCAGUCGUGCCGUUCGUCAACAUACAACAAUUUUUAAACGAAUCAAAUCGAUGCUACCUCGGAGGGAAUCGGAGAGGCGUAAUCACAGUUUGGCGCGUCAUGCUGAUAUUCUAACAUCAAUUGAGACUCGCAUCUCUAUGCUAUCCAUGACAUAUUCCAAAUAUAUAGAUUUAAAUCUCUGCUGUUUCAUACCUGGGCGUGUAUUGGAUGAAAUUUUUAGAAUUUUGUUAUUAGUGUCAAAAUCACGUAAAACCCUUCGACCACAUGAAGUACUGCAAGAACUUCGAGAUAUUUCAUCCAUGGCAAUUGAGCAUUUUGAUGAGAAAAUUGCAACGCAGUUAAAAGCAUUUAUCGAUGCUGGUUGCUCAAGAUCUCAUGUCGGUGGCAUUGACGGAAAACGGAUAACACCUUCCAGUUCAGGUUUAGGUAGCAUAAGCUUUAGUGUUCAACAAGGAAGUUCUAAUAUGUGGUCACAAGCCGGUAGUGGCCCAAAAAUUUGGACACCACCAAAUCGUGCUUCCUCAUUAAAAUUGACAUGCAAUAAUUGCAAUGAAUUCGCUUGCGAAGGUGUUCUUAAUCGUGUAUCUGCAGUAGUGCAUCCGAAAUGCCCUCAUUCGGAGAGUUCUGGUUUAGCGGAAGGGGAUUUAGUUCAGCCGGCAGGAGGACGUAGUAGUAUGAGCGCAAACGAUGAAACUAAGCAAAGUAACAUACCGCAACAUCACCAUACUUUUGGUUGCUUGGAAGCAAAAGUUUCUAUGGAGAAGUAUAAAAAACUUGAAAACGAAUAUAAAAAUGGAGUACAAAGAAUGAAUCGGAUGCAGCAGAUACAGGCUCAACAAUCACGCCGUUUACAGCAGACCAUGAACACAAUUUCCACAAUGAGCACACAAAUAACUGAAUUGAAGAAGCGUUUGGAGGAUUUAGAUGCGAAAAAUCGCGAAAUAUCUGCUAAUAUAAAACAAAUUAAUCCAGCUGGUAGUGAAUCCACUACCACUACAGCAACUUCCCCUAUUGUAACUUCUCAAGAUUCAGAUAAUGUUGAGCAUGAUUGUGACACUGAUGCUGGUGAAGGGCCUUCGUCUGCCAAAAAGCGUCGUUUCGAUACCGAUUCCACAGUUCGAUCAAGAAAAUUAGAAACAGAUGAAUAUCUGGAAUAGGGAUCAAAACUUAAUUGAAAACAAGAAAAUAAAUUUUUAUUAUGAAAUGAGCUAUGAGCUCAAUUCUAGCAAAGAUUGUCAGAACUGUAUAAGACUACACAUAUAUUUAUGUGCAUAUUGCAAACAAUCUGUUGAAGAAGAUUGCAUAGGUAGUGUGUUGAAUGAAUUUAUAAAUAAGCAUUUACUUAUUAACUAGCUACAUUUUAAACAUACUAGCCUGCUUCUAUUAGUUAACUGGUUCACUCAUUGCACAUAAGAAAGUCAACAAAUUUCUCCACUAACUUUCUUGUUUUAAAGAUCCAUUCAUCGAGUCUAUGUGUAUCGUAAAACUUUUAUUUUGCUAAAAAAAAAAAUUCAUAA